Oncorhynchus gorbuscha (pink salmon) is the source of this 3885-nucleotide messenger RNA. Its product is annotated as serine/arginine-rich splicing factor 1B. The coding region runs from base 356 to 1141 and encodes 261 amino acids. The record is from RefSeq and is a predicted model, not a curated record. The transcript is spliced from 4 exons. Gene Ontology annotation, cellular component: nucleus; ribonucleoprotein complex; cytoplasm. NCBI's taxonomy places the organism in Eukaryota, Metazoa, Chordata, Actinopteri, Salmoniformes, Salmonidae. Gene Ontology annotation, molecular function: mRNA binding.
UAAAACAUCGUUUCGUAUCUAGCUUGUGCCUUUUUAGAUAAAAACAAACGGCCUGCUUCGCAAGUGUUCCCGGAAGUCUUGCGAUGUUGCGCCUCUGGGUUUAAAAACUCUGUGGCGAGAUCUCGGCACCAUUUUGUGAAGCCACUCAAGCCUGCGAGAGUUGUGGUGGGAAUAUUUGUAUUUUGUUGCUAGUGAGCUAGCGAAACUUGGUGUGAACUGUUAACGGCUGACCAAACAUAGCUUGCUAUUUUUUUUAAAAUAUAUAUAUAUAUUUUUUACAAUAGCAAUUAGCUAAAUUAACGUUAAAAGUAGUCUCCUAACUUUUAAAACCCGAAAGUUAGUUAUCAGCCUACGGAUGUCUGGAGAUAAUAUGUCGGGCGGCGGGAGCGUGGUUCGUGGCCCAGCGGGGAACAACGACUGUCGGAUCUACGUGGGUAACCUGCCGCCUGAUAUUCGCACUAAAGACGUGGAGGAUGUGUUUUAUAAGUACGGGGCGAUCCGAGAUAUCGAUCUGAAGAACCGCAGAGGAGGACCUCCGUUCGCUUUUGUGGAAUUCGAGGAUCCCAGGGAUGCUGAUGAUGCGGUGCACGGUCGUGAUGGUUAUGACUAUGAUGGUUACCGUCUCCGGGUGGAGUUCCCCCGUAGUGGGCGUGGUGGAGGGAGAGGGGGUGGUGGCGGCGGCAGGGGUGGCGGCGGCGAUGGAGGAGGAGCCCCAAGAGGUCGAUACGGACCUCCCUCACGGCGCUCAGAGUACAGAGUCAUCGUCUCAGGUCUCCCCUCUAGUGGUAGCUGGCAGGACCUAAAGGACCACAUGCGCGAGGCAGGUGAUGUAUGUUACGCUGACGUGUUCCGGGACGGUACCGGCGUGGUGGAGUUCGUACGCAAGGAGGACAUGACCUACGCUGUCCGCAAGCUGGACAACACCAAGUUCCGCUCCCACGAGGGAGAGACUGCGUAUGUGCGUGUGAAGGUGGACGGACCUCGCAGCCCCAGUUACGGACGCUCCCGCUCUCGUAGCCGUAGCAACGGGCGUAGCAACGGGCGUAGCAACAGCCGUUCGCGCAGCUUCUCACCGCCGCGACGCAGCCGUCCCUCGCCACGCUACUCGCCACGACACUCCCGAUCACGCUCCCGCAGCUAGACACAAACCACAUACACACACCUCCAGCCCAGCGGCCCCCAGGGAUACAUCAGACCAGGAGAUGGACAGGCGCCGCCCGGUGGACAUCCUAAUGAAUUACACCUAAUGUUCCCUCGGCUACCUCUUGUUCUUUCAUCCCCGUUUCCUGGUCUAGUUUGCCCCAGCUGUGGUUUUGGCUUAUGACCUCUGUUCUCUUUGUAUCUGCUGACCCCUCAUCUUCCCCUGCUCUCUCUCCUAUCCCCCCCCCCCCAUCCCCAUCUGUGGAAAGGGCUUUAAUUGUUCUGUUUCUGUUAGUUUUGACUGGGGGGGUGAGAUUUAAUUUUGUGUUUAUGUGGUGAGGGGUGGUAUUUUCUUUGGCCUGUUGUGGUGUCUGUGAUGUGUUGUUGUGCUGACCUCUGACCUGUCUGUCGUGUCUCUCUGUAGAGAUCACAGGAGCAAGCUGAUAGGCUGCUGGGAAACAGGAAACUGUUCAUAUUAGGAUUAACAGGAGGAGCAGGAGGAGUCAAAUACCAGCCAAUGGUAUGACUGCAGUAGUCUCUCAUCCAAUCAGCUGUCAGACCUGAUGUUUUAGUGACCAGUAAUAUUAUUAAACUGGUUUUAACUUUCUACUCUUAACUCUCUCAUAUUAGAGUGCUUUGCCACCUCUCCUUCCCUCAAUCCCAUCCUCCCCUGGUUUUCUAUUCACGGUUUCUGGUCAGAGUAGCAUGCAUGGCAGUGUGUGUCUGUGGAGGUAGUGCGUGGGUAGUGCGUCGGUAGGGUAGUGUAGUGCGUCGGUGGUGGCAGUAGCAAUAGGAUAGUGUGUGUGUGUCUGGCAUUGUUAUUAGUGGUUGGUUAGUCUUGGUUCAGAGAACUUUAGUUAUAAUGUUGAGGUGAGUUUUCUUCUGUAAAUGUCUUCUCUUAAACACAGCUUUCAGAGCCAGCAGGUUGUGAUGUAGCUAGACUUGGGCGGUAUACCGUAUUUGACUAUACACAGAUAUUGAUUCAGGGACCGGUUUGGGUUUUUAAUUCACCUUCUAUAAUGAUAUUUGAACGUUUGAUUUGUUAAAUGUGAUACGCUGAGUGUAGUGUCCGUUUUUAUAGUUGACUUGGCUACUUGGGUCAUCUCUCGCCAUGCCACUUUCUAGCCCCACCUCCCCUGUCACUCAAGGAGCAUAAUUGUUGUUGCUUGACCAGGAGACGCUUGCGUUCAUGUUUGCAUGGUCAAUGUAACACGUGCAACAAUGUUGAUAACAAUGCUGUUUUCACUUUGCUUCUUAAUAUAAAUCCACUAGCGUUCCAUAAUUACACCAUUAGUUUGUUUCUUACAUCUGCAAAUUUGUAUUUUCAUAGCAAGUUGGGCCUAUAUCUUGUUAGCCGCUAACUGCUAGCUGGCUAAUAAAUGUACCGAGUCAGAGCAAAUGUAACUAGCUAUACAGCCUGAUAAUACCAGUAAUGGUGUAGAACUAAAUUGGCAUGUUGGUACAACAGUAUUUUCGAAACCAGAGGAACAUGUGAAUGUCAGUUACAUGAAGUAACUAAGAGAACCUUCAAUGUAGCCAAAGAUUAGAGUCCCAUAGGAAACACUGACCAUCACUUUGGUUCCUACCCUGUCACAAUAACUCCUCCUGGCAUUUUCAUGUCAAACAACACAGUAUUCCAAGUGCCCACUAUUAUAUUCAAACUAUAGAAUUAACCCUUCCUAAUCAUUAUUUCCUUUUAUUUCAACAGUUCACCCAAGUGUUUUGCUCUAAAUCGCAAGUCCAAUUGCAACAUUUGGUUAAAAAUAAGACCUAGGUUUUUUUUUUGUUGCCCAUAUUGUGCAGCCAGUCUUACACGGCAGUGUGGAAAUGAUCUCAAAUGAGUGCAGGAAACGCAGAAAUGUAUGAAUGUUUUUGGUUGAAUUGAACAGUAUAAAGCAGAAAAGAGACCAAUUUGGAAUCACAUAUGUAUUAGGUUGGUACCAAUAUUCAUAAAGAAAAUUUAAGGACUUUUAUUAAAAAAAAACAUUAAAUACUGGCAUACCAUUUUUUUUUUUUUUUUUUUUAAUAUUGUUUUUACACCGUGAUAUAAUAUUUUGGCCAUAUCGCCAAGCCCUAACUAUAGCAGGUUAUGAUAGUGUGGCUGAUUGGCUGUAGCAGGCUGUGAGUGAUUCUAACCUGUUGCUCCUUCCUUCUCUCUGUUGGGUGAUCUGUCUCAAGGAGGGCUGUGAUUGGAGGAGGGCUCUGUCUCCCCGUCCUGGAGCCAAUCAGACCUUCAGGAUUCAGGAUCAGAGCAGGGAUUAGGAUUAAGGAUGGAGAGAGAACGCGGAGUGGGACAGGAGCAUAGGAUCGGGACCAGCCCCCAGGCCACAGCCCAGCCCACUGGAACCUAGAUACUAGACCUAAGUCACUCAAAUGGCUCUCAAACACCCAAAAUUAGUUUAUUUCCCCCCCACCCACCCGUGUGGACUCCACAGCGUCCUUCUAGGAUCCUGACCAGCGUUCUUUUAUUUAAGUGGAGCUCAACGCAAAACCAGGAGUCUGGCUCAGGAUGGAGGGAGGCGCACAUAAGGAGAUUGGUAACUAGAAGGGAAUUAUAAUCUGGGGGGGUUAAAUGUUUGUUCAUUAAAGGGAUGGAGGGUAAUGUGUUUCGUUUGUUUGGAGGGAGGGUGUGUUUAUUUUAAAAGGUUUGCAUUGUUUCCUCAGUAGAUUUUAUGAUUAGUUUGUUUACCAAGUUGGUAAUUUUUCAUGUUUCAGCACCUCUUCAAUAAAGUGUCUUCGACAGUA